Erythranthe guttata (spotted monkey flower) is the source of this 747-nucleotide messenger RNA. RefSeq lists its product as uncharacterized. Gene Ontology annotation, biological process: protein ubiquitination. NCBI's taxonomy places the organism in Eukaryota, Viridiplantae, Streptophyta, Magnoliopsida, Lamiales, Phrymaceae. The record is from RefSeq and is a predicted model, not a curated record. Gene Ontology annotation, molecular function: zinc ion binding; ubiquitin protein ligase activity.
AUGGAUCAUCAAUUCGUGCUGUGUAAAGCAGCUCUGUUAUUUGCAGUUACGCGAUGGCUGUUGUCCUUUGCCCUAGAUCUAUUGACCGCUUCUGUCGGAUUCUUCUCAUCCGAUUCCAACUCCAAUUCCAAUUCCAAUUCGAAUCGGUGCUCUUCUUCUUCUUCGGCGGCGGCGGCGAAUUUGAGGUUAGUGAGAGAGAGUCUCACACUGACGACGAUCGGCGAGAUCGAGCACCGGCGGGGGACGGCGGAGUGCGGCGGCGGCGGCGGAGACUCGUCGUGCGCGGUGUGCUUGGACGGGCUGAGGAAGAGCAGCCAGGUGUGGGAGCUGAGCAACUGCUGCCACGUGUUCCACAAGCACUGCCUCGAGAGGUGGCUGGCUUACGACAGCAGGCUGACGUGCCCGCUGUGCCGGGCUUCUCUGAUCGCCGUCAGCCCUCUGCCGCCGCCUGCUUCUCCGCCGCCGCCUAGCUGGGCGGUGGAGCGGAUGCUUUAUUUAUUCGGAGAUGAUCUGCUUCCUUGAUUUCACCCCAAACUCACUUUCCCAAAUAUGUGAAUAGACCGAAUUUUUUUUUUUUUUUUUUUUUUUUUAUAGGUUAUUAGAUUUUUCUAGGUAUAUGGAUUCAGAAACGGGUCGGGUUUUGCCCAUUUUGGCUGACCCGGAAGAAAGUUCAAAAUUCAUUUUUACGAAUUGGUGCAUUUGUAAUAUUGAGCUGAAUAAUAAUAAAACAGCAAUUAUUUUCCCAAU